Plasmodium adleri (nom. inval.) is the source of this 486-nucleotide messenger RNA. Its product is annotated as 60S ribosomal protein L21. Gene Ontology annotation, biological process: translation. Lineage: Eukaryota; Apicomplexa; Aconoidasida; Haemosporida; Plasmodiidae. The transcript has a single exon. The record is from RefSeq and is a predicted model, not a curated record. Bases 1 to 486 code for a protein of 161 amino acids. Gene Ontology annotation, cellular component: cytosolic large ribosomal subunit; ribosome. Gene Ontology annotation, molecular function: structural constituent of ribosome.
AUGGGAGGAAAAUCAAGAGGAAAAAGGUCAGGUACUCGAUUUAAGUUUUCUAAAAAAUUUAGAAAACAUGGAGAAUGUACUGCAAAUAAAUAUCUAGAAAAAUUAAAUUAUGGUGAUUAUGUUGAUAUAGUAUGUGAUUCUACACAACAAAAAGGUAUGCCAUUUAAUUAUUAUCAUGGAAGAACAGGUAAAAUAUUUCAUAUAACCAAAAGAGGUGUAGGUGUAUUAGUAAAUAAAAGAGUUAAACAUCGUAUUGAACAAAAAAAAGUUUGUGUAAGAAUAGAACAUGUUAGAAAAUCAAGAUGUAAUGAAGAUUUCUUAUUAAGAAAAAUUAAAAAUGCUGAAUUAAUUAAAGAAGCCAAAUUAAAAAAUGAACAUAUAAAUAUAAAAAGAAAAACUGAAGGACCAAAACCAGCAGCUAUGAUUCAGGUACCACCAUCAAAAAUUAUUACCAUAGAACCAUUACCAUUUUAUGAAGAAUAUUAA